AUAACAAGAUGGGUCGACCCAGAUUAUUUCUCGUCCAUUGCUAAAAGAUCUUGAAGCCGGCUGUGGACGACUCUCUACCACUCCAAUCCAAUCAAAUCCACUCCGAUCCCAAAUUUCUUAAAUCUCAAAAGUCAAAAAAUAGAAAGAAUAAGGAUGGUGAGUAAAACAGAGGAAUCACAGUUACAACAACUUGAGAAUCAAGUUGAAAACGGUGGUGGUGGUGCUUGGGAAUAUCUUUCUCUUGUUCGUAAGCUAAAACUACGUCGUUCUGAUAAGGUCCUAAAACAUGGUUUAACUAUCUUGAAUGAUUCCAAGAAAAGAUCCGAUCUUGGCCCAGAUGAAUGGACUCUAUAUGAGCAGGUAGCUAUUGCUGCUCUUGACUGCCAAUCCCUUGAAGUUGCAAAGGAUUGCAUAAAGGCUUUACAGAAGAAGUUUCCAGAAAGCAAGCGAGUUGGUAGACUAGAAGCCAUGUUGCUUGAAGCAAAGGGCUCUUGGACCGAGGCCGAGAAAGCUUAUUCUAGCCUUUUAGAGGAGAACCCCGUUGAUCAAGUUAUUAGCAUGAGGAGGGUAGCCAUGGCAAAGGCACGGGGGGAUAUAUUAGGAGCCAUUGACUGGCUCAAUAAAUAUCUUGAGAUAUUCAUGGCAGAUCAUGAUGGCUGGAGAGAACUCGCUGAAAUAUAUGUUUCAUUGCAAAUGUAUAAACAAGCAGCGUUCUGUUAUGAGGAACUAAUUUUAUCUCAACCUAUGAUACCUCUGCAUCACCUGGCUUAUGCUGAUGUGCUUUACACAAUUGGUGGACUGGAAAACCUUCAGACAGCUAAGAAAUAUUAUGCCUCCACCAUAGAAUUAACAGGAGGGAAAAACACCCGAGCACUAUAUGGAAUUUGCUUGUGCACAUCUGCAAUUGCACAGCUGACUAAAGGAAGGAACAAUGAGGACAAAGAUAUCUCGGCGCUGGCAGCUGCAGCAUUGGAAAAGGAUUACAAGCAGAUUUCUCCUGACAAAGUUUCUUUGCUCAGGUCUACUCUAAACAGCUUGAAACUUCAAUAGCUUAGCUGAAUUUCUUGCAGCAGGCUGAGUUAAUUCCAGUUUGAAUUUUAACCAUUCAAACAUAUACAUGUUACGGGUGUGUCACAUUUUGAUAUUUUAUUUUUCCUGGUUUAGUGUUUGUUUGAAUUUAGUUUGGAUUGAUGGUAAUAAUAGACAACAAAGCAAAGUUUUGACUCGACUUUUUAUCAAUGAUGGUAAAUCUGGGUGUGUCAUCCAGACACCCUCAGCUGUGAACACAUUAUUUAUUUACUUUUUAUUAUCGGAUUCAAUGUGAUAUCGAGUUUAAAAUCCUCACAACAAA
Molecule: messenger RNA, 1351 nt
Organism: Erigeron canadensis
Lineage: Eukaryota; Viridiplantae; Streptophyta; Magnoliopsida; Asterales; Asteraceae
Product: ER membrane protein complex subunit 2-like
Exons: 9
Coding region: 154-1050 (298 amino acids)
Biological process (GO): protein folding in endoplasmic reticulum
Cellular component (GO): EMC complex
Molecular function (GO): protein binding
Source: RefSeq, a predicted model, not a curated record